GAGAGAGUGUGUGAAGCAACAAUCAACAAUGGAGAGCAGCGAAGAUCCCAAACCCGACGGCAACGCCGCCGCACUCAUCGCCGCAUUCUGCGAGAUCACCGCCUCCACCAAACAACAAGCCCUCUUCUUCCUCGAAAGCCACAAUUUCGACCUCGACGCCGCCGUCUCCACCUUCCUCGACGACGACGACAACACCCUAAUCAACCCCACCACAACCGCCACCGCAACCGCCGCCGCCGACGACGACGAAAACGAAAACGACGCCGUUUCACCCUCCGAGCCUCAAUCCCCUGACUUCUACCCUUCCCCGUCUCCCUCACGCUCGCCUUCCCCUUCCCACUCCCCCUCUCGCGCCCCCUACGAGCUCCGAUCCCGCAGGUCACUCGGCAAGAAACCUUCCUCCUCGUCUUCCGGAACCCGCCGCGGUGGAAUCCGCACGUUCCGUGAUCUCAAUCGCGGAUCCGGUACCGAUUCUGAAUUCGAUGAACCGCCUCCGGAGGAGUACUACACUGGUGGUCAAAAGAGUGGAAUGCUUGUGCAAGAUCCUACCAGAGGUGGUGGGAACAGUGUGGAUGAUAUUUUUGAUCAAGCAAGGCAGGUAGCUGUUGAUCCACCUCCAACUGAAAACUCUUCUAGGUCAAGGAGUUUCAGUGGAACUGCCAGGUUGCUUUCUGGGGAGACAUUGCCGUCUGCUCCUCAACCGGUAGGGGAGAUCACGUACGCGAUCACGUUCUGGAGGAAUGGUUUCUCGAUCAAUGAUGGUCCUUUACGGAGGUUGGAUGAUCCACAAAAUGCUCCAUUUAUUGAGAGCAUAAAGAAGGGUGAAUGUCCCAGAGAGCUUGAACCAGUUGAUCGAAGGACUUCGGUUCAUGUCAACCUCUCAAGGCGUGAAGAAAACUACCCUGAACCGGCGAAGCCACGCCAUCUUCCAUUCCGGGGGGUUGGAAGAACCUUAGGUAGCAGCAGCUCCGGCAGUGAAGCUGCUGGUGAACCUAUUCAAGCAACUGCUGCUGCUGCUUCUUCACGAAGUACAGCUCCAACGCCAGAAAUCGGUUUAGUUGUGGAUGAUUCCAAGCCGGUGACAUCAAUCCAGCUAAGGUUGGCUGAUGGUACGCGCAUGGUUUCUCGCUUCAAUCACCACCACACAAUCAGAGAUAUUCGAGCAUUCAUUGAUGCAUCAAGACCUGGCGGAGCUAGAAGUUACCAUAUGCAGACAAUGGGUUUUCCUCCCAAACAGCUCACUGAUUUGGAGCAGACUAUAGAGCAAGCUGGUAUAGCCAAUUCAGUUAUUAUCCAAAAAUUGUAGGUUGUUUACCUGUUUUAUUUCCAGUCAAAUUGAAAUUACUUUAUCUAUGCUUAGAUAUUGAUUUAUCUACUUUGUGAAUUUCAUCAAAUGUUCAUUGUUUUGGUAUAAUCCUCUAUCCCAAAUUGCUUUCAUGGUAAAUGAUAAUUGAAUGGAGGCCAGAAUUACCAGGAA
Molecule: messenger RNA, 1477 nt
Organism: Lotus japonicus
Lineage: Eukaryota; Viridiplantae; Streptophyta; Magnoliopsida; Fabales; Fabaceae
Product: plant UBX domain-containing protein 4-like
Exons: 4
Coding region: 29-1306 (425 amino acids)
Biological process (GO): autophagosome assembly; nuclear membrane reassembly; proteasome-mediated ubiquitin-dependent protein catabolic process
Cellular component (GO): cytosol; nucleus
Molecular function (GO): ubiquitin binding
Source: RefSeq, a predicted model, not a curated record